GUAUAUCCUCCUGUGACCAGAGCACAGUACACAGCUCUUCUAUCCCUAUGCCUCAGUCACAAAAGGCAGAGUGACCUGCAUGGCCAAAGCCCGGCCAGAAGGCCCGAUCAUGCAGGCCUUGAACGCCCGGUCUCGGAUUUGGGGAAACUUGUGUCGCCACCCAAGGGAUCUUGGGGCGUGCAAGCCCGGCGCUCCCCCCCCCCCUGCCGCUGGCUACUGCUAGAAAUGUGGCUUGUCUUUCCUUAUUCCUUACGGGGGUCGCCAGUCAGGGAGAGCAAACGUGGACUCCCUAGAGGGAACGCUCGCGUGGAGCUGGUGCCCUGCCCACCCUCUCGUGGUGCGAGGAAACUGGGGCCGGGAGGCGGCGAUUUAAAGGUUAAUCGUGGUGCUCGGCUCCUCUUCCACCCGCACAGCUCGUCCUGGACCCCAGCCCCCCCCCCACGCCUCGCAUCGCGCGUUCCCCGACGAGGCGCGCGGCGCUCACUCAGGUCAACCCGAGUCUAUGUCCGAAAUGUUUCCUGAACUCGCAUCUUGUCCCAACCCUGGUGCGAUCGCCGCGGGGACAGCGGAAGCCCCAGUCGGAAAGGCGUCUGCACCUUGUGGCCUGGGCGAGGGAUCAGUGCCCUGUGCGCCCAGGCAGGUGUAAGGCUGAAAUGUCGGCGGAGGACUCGGGGGACCAGAGGAUGUGGGCUUUUCCCCGCGACAUCCACUCAUCCGGCGCAGCUACUGUGAGCGCCCACCGUGUCGCUGCCCUUGCAGAGCUCGGGUCCACCUGGGGAAAACACCUUACAACGUGAGCGAGGGUUCAGACAGUGGCUGAGAAUCUGAAGACAAGAAAUAUGGCGCAGUGGUGCUGGGAUUAGGAGGGAAAGGAGAAAGGCCUGGGAGGGAGAUGGCAGGCGAUCGGUUUCGGAGCCGAGCCGCACCCUCAAGCGCGAGAGGACAGCCCAACAACCGGCUGGAGCCCUCGCCCAACGCCGGGCACCAGCGGGUUAAGCUCCGCAGGCCAGGAAGUAGUCCCGGCUGUGCACCCGGCCCCGCCCCGGCAGGGCGGAGGGACGCAUCACGCAGGGGUGGGGAAGCCGGAUCCAUGCGCAGGGUUGCUAAGGGUGAAACUUUUCAUUGACUUUGCUCACUUCGAGCCGGGGCGCGGGAAGGUGUGGGUCGCUCGCGGAAACCAGCCAGUGCCUCGGACGACGCGGGGGCGAGAAGAGCAGCACCGGUCGCCGGCCACAAACCGGACCACCCUCCUCCCCGCGACGCGAGCCACCCCGCGGUCCACCAUCCCCACGCCGCCUGCCCGGCCGGCCGCCCGCCCUCCGUCCCCCGCCGCGAAGCCGACGUCCGAAAGAAAGAGCGGAAAGGAGAACAUUGAGGGUCAUAACCCAUCAUUCCCUUCUCGGCCCCAAACCUCUAGGAAAAAAAGAGCACAGCUGUCCCCGGCCUCUCGGUGCCCAGGAAAACAGGGAAAGCGACCCCCGGCCCGCGCUCAAGACCACCGUGGCAGGAGAAGCGGCCCCGUCGGGGCGGAGACUCGAGACCGUUUGGAACCCAAGGCUGCCCACCGUGUGUCUCCUGCCCCUAUCUCUGGCCUGUGUACCUGCCCGGCACUGACUCUGCCCCCGAAAGGACCAUGCAGCUGGAGAUCAAAGUGGCCCUGAACUUCAUUAUCUCCUACUUAUACAACAAGCUGCCCCGGCGGCGUGCGGAUCUGUUUGGUGAGGAGCUAGAACGGCUGUUGAAGAAGAAAUAUGAAGGCCACUGGUACCCUGACAAGCCGCUAAAGGGCUCUGGCUUCCGCUGCGUCCACAUCGGGGAGACAGUGGACCCCGUGGUGGAGCUGGCCGCCAGGCGGAGUGGCCUUGCAGUGGAAGACGUGCGGGCCAAUGUGCCCGAGGAGCUGAGUGUGUGGAUCGACCCUUUUGAGGUGUCCUACCAGAUUGGUGAGAAGGGGACAGUGAAAGUGCUGUACCUGGAUGACAGCGAGGCUGGUGGCGCCCCAGAGCUAGACAAGGAGAUCAAAAGCAGCUUCAACCCUGACGCCCAGGUGUUUGUGCCCAUCGGCAGCCAGGACAGUUCCCUGUCCAACUCCCCAUCGCCAUCCUUCGGCCAGUCACCCAGCCCGACGUUCAUCCCCCGCUCUGCACAGCCCAUCACCUUCACCACUGCCUCCUUUGCUGCCACCAAAUUCGGCUCCACCAAGAUGAAGAAGGGCGGCGGGGCCUCCAGUGGGGGCACCGUGGGCAGCAGCGGGCCAGGUGGCCAGCAGCCACCUCCACAACCCCCGCGCCUGACCCGUUCCCCCACCAGCAACCUGCUGAAGCACAAAGGCCUGUCGCUGUCCAUGCACUCACUGAACUUCGUCCCCGCCAGCCCAGCACCACAGUCCCAGCUCUCACCCAAUGCCAAGGAGUUCGUGUACAAUGGCGGCGGCUCGCCCAGCCUCUUCUUUGAUGGAGCCGAGGGCCAGGGCGGGGGACCUGGCUCCUGUAACAGCAGCAGCUUUGACGUGGCGCAGGUGUUCGGAGGUGGCACCAACAGCCUCUUCCUGGAGAAGACACCUUUUGUGGAGGGCCUCAGCUACAACCUGAACACCAUGCAGUACCCCAGCCAGCCGUUCCAGCCCGUGGUGCUGGCCAACUGACCACGCGGGGCCAGAGCUCCCUAGACCACCGGCAGGAGAGAGGGAAGGAGAGGCCGGUGGGGAAGGGGAAGGUACACAGGAAGACCGCUUGUCUUUUCACUCUCACACCCGCAAAAAAGGAUCCAGCACAGGCGGCGUGGGCCGCUCCCAGAGCACCGAGUCUUUGAACUCACCCCCCGACUGUCUUCCUGCCUGCCUGCCUGCCUCUGGUUUAUUUGGUUGGUUUGGGUUUUGUAGUUCUUUUUUUUUUUUUUUCCAUGUAGUUUUCUAUAGAGCAUCUUUAAUUAGUGGCUUCUUGUGCUAAGAAUGGUCCAGAUGUGAAUUGCUGCUCCCUGCUCACUCCCUUUCCCUCCCUCCCUCACACUCCUUCAAGGGUUGUGUGUUCAGGCUCACAGGGAAGGAAGCGCUACAGCUGGUGCCGGAUUCUCCUGGAGUUAUUGGGAGAGGCUGGCCCCCGUCACUGCCUGUCUCCCAGUUAGCUUCUCAAAGCCAUCCAACCUCAGCAGGUCUCUUUGGGCCCUGCCCCCCCCCCCCAAAUAGCUCUGACCCCAGCCCCCAUUCCUUCUCAGGCUGGACCACCUGACAUCCUACCCCUAGAGCUGUGACUGACUGCAGGGAGGUUAGCACUGUGUUUAGUUGAGAUGCUUUCAUCUCCUGUGUCCCUGUCCUGCCAUCCCCUCCUGCCCUAGACUGUCGUCAUGCCCCAGGAGACCCAGCCACUGAUACAAGUGGCCUCUCUCUCACUAAUGCAGCCCUGUCUUCUCUGGGCCUGAGAUUGUGGACAGGGAGGUGGGGUGAGUGUGUGCAUACUUUGUGUGUGUCUGCGUAUAUGUGUGUGUUUGCAUGGUUUGCUAUCCUGUUCUAAAGGAUUCAAGCCAUGUGCCACUUCCGGUGUGCCGCCAGGGUAUGAUUCCAGGUUGCAGCAAGUGCUUAUUUAUGUUCCAGGUUGGGCUGGGCCAGGUGUGGCUGAGCAGUCCUUUUCAUAGGGCAGGACCUGUGGCAGGUGACACUGCUGAGGACACUCCCCAGGGAAAGCACUGCUGGAGGAACUGGUUUCCUGACUGCUAGGGGCUCUGCACUUUUGUUUUUGACCAAAAAAAAAAAAAAAAGUUCUGAAGGGCAAAGGAUAUAGCUAAGCCUCUGGCACCUAGAAGUCCCUAAAUUUCCCAGCCCUGUCGCAUGGCCCUAGUGGGGGCACAAACCCCUCAACUGAUCCCCUGCAGAGAUGGGGCUGCAGUUAGUGCCACAGUGGGCAUCUUGGACCUAGAGUGGCGGUGUUCUGGUCUCUGGUCAUAGAUGUCCUUUGAGUGCAUGUACGCCCUGCCCACAAGCUUCUUGUACCUCUCGCCCUUACCCAAGCUGCGCUGCUGCUACCCUGAGGCAAGGCCUCCCUGAUAGGCUGGGCAGGACAGCCGUAGUACUCUGAGCCUUGGGCUGCAGGACGGUGCUUGCCUGGUGCCUCUGCAGAAGCAGGGCUUUCUCAUCCAGGGCAGCUUAUUUGUUCCAUGAUGCUUCGGCAGGUGGGAUGCUUGGUGUCAGGGCACCAUCUCCAGAAAGCACCCAAGCCCUGGCACCCCACCCUGUACCACCUCGGGGACCUCAAGCAGGCGGCAGUGGGUCCAACCCAGCAGACACUGCCCACCUCCUCUCCCUGCACUAGACACUGGCUCUACCUCCCCCAGGGGGGCAAGGCCCUGGAUUCUCAGCCCAGCACCAUCUGCUCCCUGGCACCAGGUGCCCAGUCCAGCCACCCUCACCCUCUUCCUCAGCUCCCACCAAGGUAACAGGCCCAGGCGGACCACCCCUCUCUGAGAUGGGAUCUGCCUUGGCUGCCGUGCUCCAUAGCACAUCAGAGCUGGGGAGCCAGCCCCGUGGGGUUUUGGGAAAUCCACAGAGAGAUGUGUGUUGAGGAACAUGGCUCUGGCCUGGGCUUCAGGCCCAGCUCAGUCUCGUCUCAAAUCCAGGCAUUUUUGCUUCAAUUUUAUUUUUUUUAAGAAAACAAAAACCUGCACUAAUUUACCUGGUUUCGUAGGAAAACUUUUUUUUUAUUUUUUACAUUUUUUGGUGUCUGUUUGUAUUGAAUAAUUUGCUACAUUUGUAAAAUGUAAGAGGUAUAUAUAAUAUAUGUAUAUUUCUAACGUAAGAAACGUAAUUUUUUUCUUUUCAAGAGUUUUCUUAGGAGAGAA
Messenger RNA from Octodon degus (degu), 4830 nucleotides. It is a transcript of the gene Tob2, whose product is annotated as transducer of ERBB2, 2. Bases 1634 to 2644 code for a protein of 336 amino acids. The transcript has 2 exons. Gene Ontology annotation, cellular component: cytoplasm; nucleus. Gene Ontology annotation, biological process: regulation of gene expression. The record is from RefSeq and is a predicted model, not a curated record. NCBI's taxonomy places the organism in Eukaryota, Metazoa, Chordata, Mammalia, Rodentia, Octodontidae. Gene Ontology annotation, molecular function: transcription corepressor activity.